Molecule: messenger RNA, 1413 nt
Organism: Physella acuta
Lineage: Eukaryota; Metazoa; Mollusca; Gastropoda; Physidae
Product: PAX-interacting protein 1
Source: RefSeq, a predicted model, not a curated record
AUGUUGAGCAAGGUGCAGGUGGAAUCUCACUGCACAUUUUUUAUACAGGUGGACCGACUAACGGACUCAUUGGGGAAGCGGAACGUUCUCGACAACGCUUAUUUUGAGGUGGAUGAGAUCAGGAGGCAAUAUCUUGCGGAUGAGGCAAAGAGGCAGGAAGAGGAAGAAGAACAACUCAAGCAUAAAACGUGGAAUCAAAACCGAGGUACUCACGUGGUUUCCAGUCAAUUACGUCAUCAACAGCCAUUUUUACAACAACGCUCCAGACCUUUCACCUGGGAUUUGAUCAACAACCAGUCGAUGACAUUAUCAUCAUCAUCUCCGUUUCAACAGCAACUCAGCAUACAACAGCCCAGUUUACAACAGCACAGCUUACAACAGCCCUGUUUACAACAGCAACUCGGCUUACAACAGCACAGCCUACAACAGCAACUCAGCUUACAACAGCCCAACUUACAACAACCUAACUUACAACAGCCCGGCUUACAACAGCCCGGCUUACAACAGCCCGGCUUACAACAGCCCGGCUUACAACAGCCCGGCUUACAACAACCUAACUUACAACAGCCCGGCUUACAACAGCCCGGCUUACAACAGCCCAGCUUACAACAGCCCGGCUUACAACAGCCCGGCUUACAACAGCCACAGCGACCAACUCAAUAUCCCAACCAACUCCAACAACAGGCGCAUCCACCGCCCCAAUCGGCGCACCCACCCCAGCAGACGGUGCACCCACCCCAGCAGACGGUGCAUUCUCUGCCACCCCCGCCAACAAGUCAAAACCAACAAGCAGUUCAACCUAACGCCUGCCGGCUAUCCCAACAACAACAAGUGCCACCCAACUUAUGUCGGAUAUCAAAAAUGGCGACUGUCCUUCCGCUGCAGCGAUGCCCGGAUGUGGGUCACGGCUCGGGGCAGCAGAUGGAGGCGCACUCUCGUCUGGACAACGACCCGGCCAUCAUGUCCUACUCGUACAAGGCGGCGGCAGCGGCGGCAGGCAACAAAUGACGGCAACCAUCAGACUGCGUCUCUCCUUGCCGUCAUUUGUAUUCGCCUCGAUAAGUGUAUGGGGAUUCGUGGCACGGAACAUCACUUCUAUGUCGAAGCCGAACCUCGCAACUAAACAGCAACGAUCACACAUGUUGAAAGCAUCGCACACUUCACACUCUUCUACUUGAGCUGUCUUGUCACUUUGUGUCCAACUUGAUGUCAGGAUAUCAUCACACAACAUCAUUCACCAAGCUACGCAGGCCACGACAAAUUGUCCACUCGAGUUCUUUCCCUUUUAUGUUAAAACUUAUUCUUUUGGAAAUUUUCUAGACAAAUGUAUUUGUGUGGGAAGGUUUACAUACUUUCAGAUGUUAGCACUGGAUAGCACCCAAGGAUCUAUGGUGAUGACAAUAAAAUGUUAUA